Messenger RNA from Sinocyclocheilus rhinocerous, 2097 nucleotides. RefSeq names its product ovo-like zinc finger 1a (gene ovol1a). NCBI's taxonomy places the organism in Eukaryota, Metazoa, Chordata, Actinopteri, Cypriniformes, Cyprinidae. The record is from RefSeq and is a predicted model, not a curated record. Gene Ontology annotation, molecular function: RNA polymerase II cis-regulatory region sequence-specific DNA binding; DNA-binding transcription factor activity, RNA polymerase II-specific. Bases 437 to 1405 code for a protein of 322 amino acids. Gene Ontology annotation, cellular component: nucleus. Gene Ontology annotation, biological process: epidermal cell differentiation; regulation of transcription by RNA polymerase II. The transcript is spliced from 4 exons.
AAUCAGCCGCUGAAAUUCGUUUUGUAGUUCGUCGGUUUAGCAGUUUGGACUAUUUACCUGCCACAAACAUACACAAACAUCACCUCCCGCCUUGACAAAGACACCUAGCUAGAACUGAGUGAAUUUCCGAGGAAGACUUCGUGAGCUCGGUGUAGCGGAAGACGGCGGAAGGUGUAAGCAGAAGCGGGUAAAUGUAGUGGGAAACUCCACGGAAACCUGUACAGGUACAAAACGUUUGGAGUGAAGAGGUGUGCGUAUAGAGCGGAGAGCUCGGGUUUGCUUUUCCAAAUUGAGGAUAAGGCAAUUGAAGACACCAUCCAAGAAGGACUUUACGCUUAAUUUGUAUUGUGGAGCAGUUUUUCCAAAAGUAGGUCGGUGUUAAAAAGCCUGCCGUUUUAAUUUUGAGAGAUAGCGGGAAGGACAUCGGGAAUAGACCAUGCCACGAGCUUUUCUAGUGAAGAAAACGGGUAAUUCACUCGGCAAGAGAAACUGGAGCAAUCUACCGGAUCAUGAACGCGGUGACAUUUAUAUUCCAGUCUCCAUGUCGCCCAUUGCGCUUCGAGAGGAGACCGAAGCCAGUCCAGCAGAGGUGGCGCUGUGCCUGUCCACUCGCAAGGACCACAGCAUGUACACGUACAACCAGAUGUACACCAAUGACCCCGGUGCAGUGGUUCCUGCCGCUGAGCUCCCAUCAUGCACUGCUCUGGGCCAGAGUACAGAGACUGAGCACAUCCGAAGCACACACAACAAUACAUAUGUGCGCACUAAAAUAAAGGUCACCACAGGUGAGCUUCCCAAAGAGGUUCCACCUAUUGUUUCUAGUGUAACUACAAGUCCACCUGCUUCUAUAGUGACAUCUUGCUCCCCUCCUGCCGCUAAGUCGUCUUCAGUGCGGUUGAGUGGUGGUACUUAUGUUUGCCAGGUGUGUCAAAAAGUUUUCCAGUUCCAGCGCAUGCUAAACAGACACCUGAAAUGUCACAGCGAGCAGAAGAGACACCUGUGCGACUUUUGCGGAAAGGGCUUUAACGACACCUUCGAUCUCAAGAGGCACGUCCGCACACACACAGGUGUUCGUCCAUACAAGUGUAAUCUCUGCGAGAAGGCCUUCACUCAGCGCUGCUCUCUGGAGUCCCACAUGAAAAAGAUUCAUGGUGUCAUGCAGCAGUAUGCUUACAAGGAGCGCCGCAACAAGCUGUACGUCUGUGAAGAGUGCGGCCAUACAGCUUCUACCCAGGAUGCAUUGCUGCGCCACCUCCACACUGAACAUCCAAACAGUGUCCUCCUGCGGGCCAAGGGGGCACGAAGACUGUCACCAAUGGUGAACGCUACCAACGAUGACACCUCCCAACCUGGUUCCCCUCUCUCUCAUAAUAGCGAUGAUACUGUAGGGUCAGGAGGGAGCUAGAGAGAGGGAUGUUUCCUAAACAAUAUUUUUUAUAUAUAUAUAUAUAUAAAGGGAUGUGAUUAAUGUGCAUUCUGAUGAUUUCAUGUUUCAUUGUGUAUACAGACAAUAAGGGAAGAGGUCAUUUAAAAAGGGAAAGUAAAGUCAUGCAAAAUGCUGUUUUAAUGGCAGUACGCUGAGAAUCAGUUUACACUUUUGCUGCAGAAUCGGGCUGUACUUUUCCCUGUGAAACACACAAAAGCAGACGAUAACGUCUACAGCAUAAGUAUGCACUACUUCAGUUUACAUAAUAAUAUUAUUAUUAAAAUAGAUGAGAUGAAACACAACUCAGGAGAAAUACACAGAUGAACGUGACAUUAAAUAGUUCCAUUUGUACUGUGUGGGACAAUGAUUUUAUGUAGCAAUGUUCCAACACUAAAAUAAUACUGUUGUGAACUCUGUGACGACUGAUAGUUACAUAUCAGCAGUCUCUGAAUGUUUGAAAAAGGGAUUUUGAAAGGAAAUUAAUUUUGUGUUGUUGAUGUACUACUGUAUGUAAUAUAUACCUGCAUAAAUUUAUCAUAAAAAGAUUUAUAUUUAUCCUGGUGUAGUUUUUAUAUUUUCUUGGGUAUGUUUUUGCUAGAUUUUAUGCGUUUACUUUCACAUGUAACAACUUUUAAUACUUGUAAUACUUGUGUUUUUUGGGUUGCAUUAUU